Molecule: messenger RNA, 513 nt
Organism: Dibothriocephalus latus
Lineage: Eukaryota; Metazoa; Platyhelminthes; Cestoda; Diphyllobothriidea; Diphyllobothriidae
Source: the annotation of a GenBank genome assembly
CAAGAAGGCCUAUGUUGCGCUCAACAUUGCUUGAAUAAUUUAUUACAAGGACCAUAUUUUGAAGUAACAGAUUUGGCGGCUAUUGCUCACGAGCUAGACGCAUGGGAGCAUGCUGCUCUCGGACAAACAUCUUCGGAGCCUUCCUGUCUAAACAAUGAUGAAACAGGCUUCUUUUCUAUCCAGAUUAUAGUGUUUUGCCCACAAGUGGGCUUCGUAUGCCACUACAUGCAACAUUGGUUUGCCAUCCGAAAGCUCGGCAACCAGUGGUUUGACCUCAAUUCUAUGUUUAGUCGGCCGAAACUCAUUUCAAAGACCUACCUUUCCCUUUAUCUGGCUCAACUCCGCCAAGAAGGCAAUUCGAUCUACUUUGUCGCUGGAAGGCUUCCAGAGUGCGAAGCUGACCUCUACUUGCAGGUACGACCGCAUCGGCCGCAGCUUCAAGCCCUGCUUAUGGAUCAUCUGGGCGCACCGCAGACCCUCCGCCAGGAACUAGUUUCGGUAAGCUUGCCCUGA